AUGAGUGAGCUCAUGGUUGGCCUCACUCUCAUUGAGGGUGCUGCUGCCAAAGGAGCUGUCUGCUUAGAUGGUACAUUGCCCGGUUAUCAUCUUCACAAUGGCUCUGGAUCUGGUGCAAACAGUUGGGUGGUCCAUUUAGAGGGUGGGGGAUGGUGCAAUAUAGUGAGGAAUUGCGUUUACAGGAAAACUACUCGUCGUGGUUCAUCAAAGUUUAUGGACAAGGAAGUAGCUUUCACAGGAAUAUUGAGUAAUAAAGCUGAAGAAAACCCUGAUUUUUUCAAUUGGAACAGAGUAAGGAUACGGUACUGUGAUGGGGCUUCUUUCAAUGGAGAGAAAGGUGAUAUGUAUUGA
Messenger RNA from Syzygium oleosum, 351 nucleotides. Its product is annotated as pectin acetylesterase 10-like. Gene Ontology annotation, cellular component: plant-type cell wall. Gene Ontology annotation, biological process: cell wall organization. Gene Ontology annotation, molecular function: pectin acetylesterase activity. Bases 1 to 351 code for a protein of 116 amino acids. The transcript is spliced from 4 exons. NCBI's taxonomy places the organism in Eukaryota, Viridiplantae, Streptophyta, Magnoliopsida, Myrtales, Myrtaceae. The record is from RefSeq and is a predicted model, not a curated record.